ACCUUGAAGAUUUGAUUUCACCACAGAUAAACGUGAGACUUAACUUCACUUAACUUCAGAAUCAGAAUUGUAAUUCUUUUUUUGUUUACAAUACAACCUGUAAGUGUAAAAUGCUUAUUCUACAAUGGGUUGUUUAUAAAAUCCAUUUAUACAUAACUGAAGUGACCGAACUUGUGUCAAUUGAGUGUGACUGCAAUGAACACUUACAAAGACUUACUACUAGCCUAGCCUACAGUACAGUACUACAACUUACACUUUACUCUUUUCUUUACACUUACUCAACUUACUGACUUACUGGUCAGAGUGAUCACUGAUACUGGCUGACCAAAUUUUACUUUACUAUUACUAAGUUAGUGUCUAAGGUACUACUUGUAUUGUCUAAGUCCUAUAACUUAUACUUACCAUACCAACGAAACUCAGAAUAAAUAAUAAAUGUAAGUAAGUUUUAGGUGGCCUAGGUUAAUUCAAGUGUCAUAGUCAUACUCACUGACAAAUGAGAGAUUUCACUCUCACUGACAAGUGAGUGACUUCACUCUCCUCAUUCAUUGAGGGUGAGACUGACUGAAGUAGACAUCAAUCAAAUCAAUCACUACUAAUACAUACAUAGUAGUAGUAGUAAUUUUUUUAUAACAGUAGAUGAUUAGUACAUGUUAUGUCAUUAACAAGACGACUAUUAAUAGUGUGGUGUGAGUGGUUUUUUUACUUAUUUUGAGCUUGCAAUGCUCUACUCUACCAACUCUACCUAAAAUAAAAACUGCUUAUAGUAUAAGUUAUACAGAUUUGAAUUAAAAGACUACACUAAGUCAGAAAAUGAGACAUGUCUUGUUCUUCUUAGGCCCUAUUUUAUUUGAUAUUUUCCCCAAAAACUCAUAGGCAUAUUAGGACUUACUUACUUUCAGUUUCAGUAAAUUAGGCUAUUUUUUACAUUCAUAAAAGUACAUUUAUUCAUGAAGCUUCAUGUUUAAAAAUCUACAUUAUUCGUGGACUACAUAAUUCAAGUGCAUUUCAUUGGCAACACAUCUGUCAUUACUGUUAUUUUAUUUGGAAAUAACUCAAGUCUAGAGAUCUAUUCACAUACCAUUAAAUGUCCUCCUGGUGCUUAUUUUUGGAAUAGGGCUUUCAUUUAGAGCAGCGGUUCUCAACCUGUGGGCCGUGACCCCUUUGGGGGUCGCCUCAGACUAUCGGAAAACACAUAUUUUUUGGUUUUGGGUCGCAACGCAAGGAACUGUGUUAAAAGGUCAUGGCAUUAAAAAGGUUGAGAACCACUGAUUUAGAACAUCCUAAAAAGAUAUGCAAGUGCUUAUUUUCUGAAUAGGUCUAAUUUUUUUAGAAACAUGUCAGUAGCCCACACCGUUACACCUCGGGUUAAUUAAGUUGAGGAUCCUGUGACUGAGUGAAUAUACCACUAAGAAUUCUGUAUAUUAUUUAUGCUAUUUACACUCAGUGAAACUUACUGCAGUUAACUAAAUACUGGGUGAAAUUGCACACAGAAUUAAAACAGAGAUUUUCCUUAAAAGUUAUUGAUGUUUUUUUGCUUGUAACAACCCCAGUGAGAAGUUACUGAGUAAUUUAUAAUUUAGUUUGAAAUUGAUGAAAUGUCUACUUUUAUAAAACAAAAAAGUAUAAAAUAAUGUAUCUGUUAUGUAUUUUCAGUCUAAAUUACAGAAUCAAAGGGAGACACGCAAAUUAAAAAAAAAAAAUAAUAAUAAAUCAUUGUCAUGUUAAGACGGAAGAAGUAUCAACAGCAUGGCGAUGAAAGUGGCCAGAAGUCACUCUCUCUGCCAAAAACUCCUUUACAGCCAUUAGGAGAAAAGUACAAAGAUGCUAGAGAAGCUCGUUUGGAGGAAGAAGUUCUUGGUGUUGCAGAGAAUGUUAUUGAGGCCCUGCCCACAGUGAGCACAAUAAUAAUUUUUUAAUGCAUUUGAAUAAUUUAUAUCUGUCUAAAUUAACAUAACAUUUAUCUAAAAUAGGAGUGACUUCUUUCCCUUUUGUAUAAUCCUUGAAGCUAAUUUGUUUUUUUACAUCAUCAUUUAGCCCAGUUUAAUUUUAAUUUAACUUUCUUUAUACUUUAAAAAGUUUUCUUAUUUUUAUGUUCUGUGAUGGAUUUUUGUUGUCUACCAAGUAUUUAAUUUAUACAAUUUUUAAUAAAAUUUAGUAUGAUACAACAGAAAGAAAAAGAAAAAAAAGAAAGCGACAUUCCAGCCAAGAACCAGAGAAGAAAUGGUCAGAUUCAGAUGAUGAAAAAGCUGCAGAGUAUGUGUAACUUUCAUAAAUGAUAAGCAAUUUUGAUAAAUAUGUUUUUAAGUGUGAAAUAAAAAAUUUUUUAAAGCUUUGCUCAUGGGCGGGUUAAAAUUUUGAAGUGUUUGAUUUACAGACGAUAAUUUUGAAAAGAAAGGGGAGCUGUUCUUUUUUUUUAAAGUACAUUUAAAUUUAAUGUAAUUUUGUUUUUAUUCUUAAAAUAAUUUAGAAAAAAAUUGUUUUGUUCUUCAAAAUAGUUCAACACACAAAUUGUGGUACCCGGUAUGAUUUUGGUGUCACUGGAUAGCCAAAGUGUCUACUUGUUGUCAAAAAUCCAUCCAUUUUUAAAUCUAUUAUGUAUUUACAGAUUUGAGAAAAUAACACCUUCCUGGGCUGCGAAAUUUGAUGAUGAAAAAUCUGAUGGUAUGUCAUAUCUCAAAAACAGUUAUUUCACUUCUGCAGACCAUUGAAAUUGAGAUAAAUAUUUUGGUUGGGGAGGGGGGCAGAACUAGAAACCAUUAUUUAUAUAGUGUUGCCUCUGCUAGUGUUAAAAUAUUGUAUAAAAUAUAAUUUCAGUUGUUGAUAUCAAAAUAUCCACAAACUGAUGAUUAAAAUCUUUUGAGACAUCAAUAUAUGAUUAAGAUAAAGUGAGAGAUAUUAGCAGGUAAUUUCUCCUGAACUGCACAAUUCUGUCACGGUUUGAGAACCUUUGUCCCAUGUUAUUUUUUACACAAAAAGUAUUGUGUCUUUUAUGUCACUACACAGUUAGAAUCUAAGACAUGCUUAGAUACUAUAUUUAGUCUAGUCAUCAGGCUGUUUGUCCUUACAUUCUUUAUCCUUUCAUUUGAUUCUCAGACAGUGAUGAGGAGAUGCUGAAAGCCCAAUGCCAUAUUAGUAUUGGAGCGUCAGUGAGCCUACCAUCCAGUGCACUUGAAUUCAAGAGAGUCACAGAUGGAAACAAAGAAGAUCCCAGCAAGGUCUGACUUAAGAGUUCUUCAAAUUAAAGUGCAAUUUUUUUGGUUGGUUUUUAAUCUUUGUGGGUAUUGCUUUGAUCUACCCAACAUCAGUUCUGAUUCUCAUCUUUUCUUUUACCAACAGGCCAGCCUGCGAAAUGUAGAGUUUCAUCCCAAAGCCACCGCAUUACUUACUGGUGGACCCGACAACACUGUUCGGUUAUUUGCUGUGAGUGAAACGUGCAGAUGUGCGAAAGACUUAGUCCUUGACCUCUGUGUUUAAUAAUAAUCUACCUUAAUGAAAGAAAUCUUGAUAUAAUUUUUUUUUAAAUGUUACACAUUGACUUUGGUACUUGGGCUCAGGGGUGCCACUUUUCCGGGUCAUCCCGGAAUUCCGGAUUCGUGAGGCUAAAUAUUUUUCAGUUCCGGAUUCGCGAGUUUUUAUAUUCUCUCUUUCCGGGUUCGCCAGUUCAAUUUAUUCAAAUACGGAUUCUGUCUGUUUUUUUUUUUUUUUAAAGAAUCAACGUGCAACAGAAUUCGCGAAAAACCAGGAAAAUUCCUUGAAAAUGGACGUUAAUCGCCGAUCUCGUCUAUUUUUAGCCUUUCUGUUGACAGAGAGCUAGUGGUUUCCCCUUGCGCAUGCGCUUUAUACUACACGUUUCGAGUACCGUACUACUUCGAUAGACCAGAAAUAUUUAUUUUCUGUUCACGUCGGCGAUCAAGAGAUAUUUGAAGUGUUUGGGUAAUCAAAGUGUAAAAUUUAGUAAAUAUCUUUUUAAUUUAGUUUUUAAUUGUUGGGUAACCAUUAUCAUAAAAAGAAAACUACUCGUCCGAGCGCUGUCUAACAAGACUAAGCUUAGCAUACUUUGUUAUGUAGCUUUACCGUAUGCAGGCGACUUGUAUUUUUUUUUAUUAGAAGAGCUAGGCGGCGUUUAACUUUUUUUAAAAGACUUCUUAAGUUCACUUUGUACUUAAUUACGGAGUAAGCCUUCUCAUUUUAAAUAGGCUAAUAUGAUUAAGUUAUUUUUAUCCGUUCUGUAGAGAGCCUGACAUAACUGUAUUUAUUAGUUAUGCACUCCCGUGUUCUGACUCUGGGUAUACUUUACGGUAAUUUGUAAUUCUACUAUUACUAGUAUUCAUAAUGCUCUGUAUUACCGUAGCAGUAGUGCCGUAGUUAAAUACUGGUAUAAUAUAGUCGAUAUUAUUAUUAUGUAUGCCUUACUAUAAACUAUAAAUCUAAUAAGAUAAUAUAUUUUAUUUUGUUUCACUAUUCAGGAUCUUGGCUCAAUAAAAAUAUGUAAUGCCCAACAGUUAACAGUUCCUUUAACUUUAAAGAACUGAUGGUCAUUACAGUUACAGUACAGUACAGCAAUUAGCAAUCAUGAUUGAAUAAGCCAUCAAUGAAUACUAUGCUGGAAAUAUUGAUAUCAUGUAUUCAAGGGGAAAAUGUCUGAGUCAAUCAUCUUUAUCACCCAUCUUAGGUGUCCACUUUUGUAACUUCUCAAUUUAUGAAAUUUAUGUGUCAAACUAUGAAACUCUCACACUUGGGAGAUAGUAUAGACACUAAAGUGUGUUGAUUCAAACUAUCCAUUUUCAUCAUAAAGAAGACAACAUUAACUCCAUAUAUGAAAAGAUACUUUCCACUUGUGGUAGCUAUACUUUUGUUCUAAAAUGCCCAGAUAACUCAUUGCAAAAGUUGACUUUUCAAGUCUAAGUAAAUUGAAAAAUUGCUAUUGCUGUAAAUUUAAUAAAUACUAAUAAAUGUUUACAUGUAUACACCUUAAUUGCUUAAUUUUGUUCAUUUGUGAUGUAUCUCAAUGUUUUAUUUGAUAAUUUCAUGCUUGUUUUUAUAUUAAUCAACAAAAUGCCGCAUUGCGAUAAUCAGGAAUUUUGAGUUUCAUUAAGUUUCAGGGAUUGAAAAAUUUGUAAAUGAAGUUUCAGGUUUCAAGAAAUUUUUAGAAAGGGAUUUCAGGGUUCACAGCUUUCAGUGAGUGGCACCCCUGCUUGGGCUGAUAUAGUUUCCUGGCCAUAAAGUCAAUAGAAAGUGUACAUCAGUGAUCAAACACUAAAAUUGGUGAAGGUCUUUGCACACAUACAAAUUAUAUCCUGAAGAUAAUUUUUACCCUUGUCAACCAUUAAGUUAAAAAUUAAACGGUCAUUUCCUGGCCGUGGAAAAGGUUUAUGAUGGGAUAUUAUGGACAUAUAACGUGAUAAUUAACGUGUUAAAAGGCAUUGUUUAUGAAGUCUAUGACUUUUCUCAAUUCGAAGAUUAGAUAAGAGCGGCCAUGAUUCUUAUUGAACUAAUUUCAAGCUAUGGUUUAAAAACAUCAUUCUUUUUUAGUUUAAAAUGUAGAUCAGGGGUUCCCAGGCUGUGGUACGGAUACCCCAGGAAUAAUAAGUGGACCUUUGAGGGAAGCAAAAAUUAUUCAUUAUGGUGGGAAAACUGCAAAAUAGGGUAUUAUACACCUGUUCCUUUACGAGAAGCUAUAUUUUAAUAUUAAGCGGUGUAUUAUCAACAAAUUUUAUGCUCACUGAAAUAUUUGCACACAAAAAAAAGGGAAGGUUUACAACAACGUAAUGUAUAACCCCUUGUCAUGCUGCAUAGCUGCAAUAGUAAUUUCGGCGUUUUGAAAUUACGAUAAUUUUUUUUUUUUUGUGAAAACUUGUACAGACCUGAUUUUUCGUAACAUCUCUACAUUAUACAUUUUUGUGUUAAAAUAGGGUGUCCGAAUUUCAGAAAAAUAAUCUUUACUCAUAUCUGAGAUAUGGGGUCUAAUUGUUUUUACACCUAAAACAGGUGGCAACCGUGCAAUUGUACAUUUGUAUAUUUUAUAUGAAAAUAUACUGUGUAGAUAGACAGCACAUUAAUUAGUUCAAUUUUUGUGUAAAAAAAAAAAAAAAGUUCAGUAGAGCAUUGAUUUCCAAAAGCUUAUCAUCCAACACUUCAGUUAUUGGAAUGGCUCCUUUUUUAUUAUUAUUUUUAUUUUUUUCGCAAUGCGCAUGGCAAGCAACGUGUGCAUUCAAACACCAUAAAACUGCACAAUGCAUGCAACAUAUAGAUACCAGAAGUGACCAAACUGACAUAAUGCAAUCUGCAAACUUGUUAAUCCAUAUAAAUUGCAGAAUGGACGCCUACGAAGACCGGGUAACUUCUUUUCGCAGGGAAAAAAAAAUGUCAAGUCCGUAACUUUUUUUUUUCUUUUACAUCAAUCCACUGAUCCAGUGAGAUCGUACAAUACCUGUCGAAAAUAAAAUUUUUACAUCAAUCCACUGAUCCAGUGAGAUCGUACAAUACCUGUCGAAAAUAAAAUUUUUACAUCAAUCCACUGAUCCAGUGAGAUCGUACAAUACCUGUCGAAAAUAAAAUUUUUACAUCAAUCCACUGAUCCAGUGAGAUCGUACAAUACCUGUCGAAAAUAAAAUUUUUACAUCAAUCCACUGAUCCAGUGAGAUCGUACAAUACCUGUCGAAAAUAAAAUUUUUACAUCAAUCCACUGAUCCAGUGAGAUCGUACAAUACCUGUCGAAAAUAAAAUUUUUACAUCAAUCCACUGAUCCAGUGAGAUCGUACAAUACCUGUCGAAAUAAAAUUUUUACAUCAAUCCACUGAUCCAGUGAGAUCGUACAAUACCUGUCGAAAUAAAAUUUUUACAUCAAUCCACUGAUCCAGUGAGAUCGUACAAUACCUGUCGAAAUAAAAUUUUUACAUCAAUCCACUGAUCCACUGAGAUCGUACAAUACCUGUCGAAAUAAAAUUUUUACAUCAAUCCACUGAUCCACUGAGAUCGUACAAUACCUGUCGAAAUAAAAUUUUUACAUCAAUCCACUGAUCCACUGAGAUCGUACAAUACCUGUCGAAAUAAAAUUUUUACAUCAAUCCACUGAUCCAGUGAGAUCGUACAAUACCUGUCGAAAUAAAAUUUUUACAUCAAUCCACUGAUCCAGUGAGAUCGUACAAUACCUGUCGAAAAUAAAAUUUUUACAUCAAUCCACUGAUCCAGUGAGAUCGUACAAUACCUGUCGAAAAUAAAAUGUAAGAGUAUGUUGUGUGCACUAAGUUCAUUAAUGCAACCUUUCUAUUGGAAUGUUUGGUUAUUAGAAAAAAUAUCAGAAACAACCCCGGCCCCAAUUAGUUUGAAAAUCAAUGCUCUAUGCUGCAUGUGCCCUUAGUCUAAGGGGCACACAACCCCUGGGGUGCGGGAGGCAUUGUUCAAGAACGCAGAAAUACCCAGAAAGUCGUUUUUAUUUGCAUUUUAUUAGAAUUGUUUUUGUCAGGGGAGCUUGGGAAAUAAAUUUUAAAAUAGAGAUAGGGAUGCCAUAAAUGUGUUUGGAAAUCAAGAGUGGGGUGGCACUGCGAAAAGUUUAUAAAGGUACCAGCAAAAUAAUAAUAAAUUCUUUUAAGCUAUGUAUCUUAGCAUGAACUUAUUGUCCUGCAAACUCUUAUCUAUUUUUGUAUUAAGAUAUUUAUGGGUAUGUUUGUAUAAAAUAAUUAAUUGCCAAUUUGUAUUUACAUUGAGCAAAGGAGGGCAGGGCUCGUGAGCUGUAGCAAUGCCAUGGAAACAACUUUCAUGUAAUAUUUUUUUGCUGGAAAAUAAAUUUUAAAAAAUGGGGGGGGGGGGGGAUCAGAUCUUCAUUGGGUUCCCAAAUUUUUUGGUUUGCAUCAUUUAUUGAUGAAAUAAAACACAACAUCAUGCUCAACAACAGAUACAUCGAUGGUCUGCUGUACUAUUUUACAAAACUAAACAUAACUAAUGUGUAGAUGCUGAAUAACUUACAGAAGGUAUACUUACACUGAGAAUUUUCAUACCAAAAUAUAUGAAGGUGCAAUUGUACCAAUUUCGCCUGUUAGGGUUACAAAACUAACAGCCUGAAAAGGGUCAAAUGUCGCCUGUUACAGUUAUAAAACUAACAGCCUGACAAUAGUCAAAAGUUAAUGUGGACCACAUUUUUAAUAUAAUUUUUUUUAUUUGUAAAAUAGCUAAAAUAACUUGUAAAAAAGUCUGUCGGUGUCAGUAGCUUGAUCUGCUGCAUUUGAUUACUUAGCUAUUCAAACUUUUUUUUUAAUUUUAAGGGAUGAUUGGGGUGGGGUGAGAUUUGGUUCUAAUAAAUUAAAUAGUCUUUUCCAGGGGUGUGGGAGAAGAGAAACAAAUUUUAGAAACCCUGAUCUCAAUGAUGGCAUUUAGCGUUGAAACCCUGAUCUAAAUGAUAGCAUUUAGCAUUGAAACCCUGAUCUAAAUGAUAGCAUUUAGCGUUGAAGCGAUUUUUUUUUUUUUAGGCUUACUAUUUAGAGUACAAAAUGGACUUAAAUUUAUCAUUUCAUGGUUUCUUUUUCUUUGUUUUACAUUUAAAACGCUUUGAUAGGAUAACUGUUAUUUUGUUUUAAAUAGUUUUCCAAUGAACACACAGGUUGACGGCAGCAAGAACAGAAAAAUCCACAGCAUGUUCAUGGAGAACACACCGGUGUUUUGUACGCACUUCAGCAGGGGGGGUACUGAGAUUCUCAUUGGGUCCAAAGGCAAAACUUUCUACAUCUAUGACAUGGAAGGGAGUAAAGGAAUCACUUACAGGCCUAAGAUUAAAGGUUGGAACUCAACGUCACAUUCUUUUUUUGUGUGUUCUUCACACUUUGUUGCUCAGCUUCAUUUCUGAUACAUACCUUAUUCUCUUCAGACCCCCCCCCCCAACCCGCAAUAUUAACAAAUAAAACCAUGUUUUUAAAAAAUCAAAAAAAAAAAAAUUUUUUUGUGUGUUCUUCACACUUUGUUGCUCAGCUUCAUUUUUGAUACAUACCUUAUUCUCUUCAGACCCCCCCCCCCAACCAGCAAUAUUAACAAAUAAAACCAUGCUUUUAAAAAAUCAAAAAAAAAAAAAUCACUUUCAUUAUUUGUUCUGUGAUUAUUUUAUUUCUUACCUAACUAGUCGUUUUUUUUUUAUUGAAUAUUUCAGUAAUGUUGUUUUUAAAAUGUUGUUUCAGGUCUGGACAUUUUACAAAUGUCCAAGUUUGUUGUGUCACCUGAUGACAGAUUUAUUGCAUUUCUUGGCAGAUUUGGAUACAUUCACCUCUUCUCUCAGACUGUGAGUCACUCAGACACGUGGGGGGGAGUCGUUGGACAUUUAAAAAAUACAAAAAACAUGUUGACUAGCUUUGAAAUUGCAAACGUAGAUUGUAGAUAAGUUUACAGAAUAAUUUUUUCAUACACUAGUUUAUACAGUUUAAAUAGAACUUGAUGCAAAUUGUUUAUCUACUUAGAGUGAGAAAUGUUUUUCCCUAUUAAAUUGUGAAAUAUUAAGCUUUUCCAUAAAAUUUUAAGUAGAAUCCAACUUGUUGAGAGGUUUUACUUCACGGCAUUAGUGGAACAAGAUAUGUUUAGUUUUGAAAUGAGAAGACAAGAUUUCAUUACGGCUUUGAAAUGCAGUCUCUCUUAUAUUUUCCUUCAUGGACUACAAUUUGUUUAAUAAUGGCGGUCAUGAUGAGACCACUAAUUCAAAUUAAACUGUAAUUUUCCCCCUCAGAGCAAGGAGCUGAUUGAUUCUGUGAAGAUGAAUGGUGAUGUCAUCAGCGUGUGCUUCUCUAAAGAUGGGAAAUACAUGUAUUCCUUUGGCAGUAAGUUUACCCCAUGGCGUCCUUAUUUCUCCAAGCACACAGUAAACUUUAUUAUAUAUAUGUAUUCUUUUGGCAGUAAGUUUACCCCAUGGCGUCCUUAUUUCUCCAAGCACACAGUAAACUUUAUUAUAUAUAUGUAUUCUUUUAGCAGUAAGUUUACCCCUUGGCAUCCUUAUUUCUCCAAACACACAGUAAACUUUAUAAUAGAUUUUGUUGUGAUUUAAACAAGAGAACUACCGGUGGGACAUUUUCUACCAGGUGCCCAUUUUGCUGGUUUUAUCCAGGCUCAAAGGAUGUCAGAUUUACAUUAAACCUUAACCCAACAAUUGUUUAAGACAGUGGUCGGUAAACUCAUUAGGCGAUUUGCCGACAUCGGGUUUAAGACAUAGUGUGUCCCAUUUGGCAAAAGUGUGCUGGACAAAGUUUAUCUCUCUGAAAGAAACAUGGAGUUUAGGAUCCUGGUUUAGGCUAAAAAAAAAAUUUAAAUAUUCUCCUUACAAACAGAUUUGUUACAUUAAAAAAAAAAAUUAUAUUACGCGGUAUAUAUAUAGAGAGAGAGAAAGAUACAAGCCACUCUUGAACAGAAAUUAUCAUGAGCUGCAAUAUUAAACCUUUGUGCAUCUAAAAAGUUUGUGUUCCAAAAAAAUAAUUAAUUUUCAUAUAACUUGAUUUCCCUAGAUUUUGUUGUACUAACAAAAAAAUAAUUAAUUUUCAUAUAACUUGAUUUCCCUAGAUUUUGUUGUACUAACAAAAAAAUAAUUAAUUUUCAUAUAACUUGAUUUCCCUAGAUUUUGUUGUACUAACAAAAAAAUAAUUAAUUUUCAUAUAACUUGAUUUCCCUAGAUUUUGUUGUACUAAAAAAAAAAUAAUUAAUUUUCAUAUAACUUGAUUUCCCUAAAUUUUGUUGUACUAACAAAAAAAUGACCAUUUGUAAAAAAAAAAAAAAAAAAAAUUAAUAAUAAAUAAAACAUUUGUCACUUUUCUAUGCACAGCUGAUGGGGAGGUGUAUGUUUGGGAUAUGGACACAAGGGACUGUAUCCACCACUUCAGUGAUGAGGGCUGUUUGAAAGGUGUAACUGUUGCUGCCUCCCCUGACAACAAUUACCUUGUUUGUGGGUAGGUCACAUUAUAUGUGUUGAGUUAAAAGUGCCUUUAUGGUCAGGUGUUUAAUCAAUGAUUUAAAGUGAAUAUGAUAAUUAAAAGGUGGCUCGCAGUCAGACAUGAGAAUUUAAUUUCCCUAGACUUUUCAAAUGUGCUCUCAAACAUGUUUAGUCACCGACUAAUAAUCCUGUCAAUAAAACUGAUUUCAAGUGUCCAUUGUUUCCCCUGCUUCCUUAACAGCCUGGUUGGUCAUCUUGCAAGGGGGGACAAACAAAAAAAUUACUCUCAACUUACCAUGCUGGUUAAGUAGAUGUCCCUGAAGUUAAACAUCUACGUUUCCUGUCUUUGAAUAUGGUUGUCAACAUCCAGUGCUACGACUUCUGUGCCUCCCACCUCUAUAAACUUAAAACUUGGUUGAUUUAACCCCGGCAUUUCAGAUACAUUUUUCACUAAGUAGCUGCUCUGUACCUGUCACUGACUAGUUGCUCCCUACCUGUCACUGACUAGUUGCUCCCUACCUGUCACUGACUAGUUGCUCCCUACCUGUCACUGACUAGUUGCUCCCUACCUGUCACUGAACAGUUGCUCUCUAGUAUGUGACUGUAUGUGUGUAUAGUUUGGCACACAUAAGAUGGUCAUUACACUGACUUGACUGACCAGCUUUAUGUGUCUGAGUGGUAUGCCACCAAAGAACGACCAACCUCAUUGUAGCCAUGUUUCAAUUUCAGCUCCGCCAGUGGCAUCGUCAGCGUCUAUGACAGGGAGGCGGCCAUGGCGUCUAGACACCCCAAACCACUGAAACUCAUCAAAAACCUGACCACAAAAUGCAGCGGCGCCCUCUUCAAUGCCCAGUCGGAGAUAUUGGCGCUCAGGAGUAAGGAUGUGGAGAAGGGAAUACGACUGGUGAGUUGUGACAGAGUUAAUGCUCUUGUUUUCUUUGUAAAAGCAUGCAACUAUUUGGUAAAUCCUACUUCCGGCAACAAAAAGUAAACGUUUUUUUUUACUGUGAUCUGAUACUCGUUAGACUUAUUUUUGCCGGUGUUUGAUGAAGAGGGCUCUGAGCCGAAACGUCCAAAUCUUUUGUCCUGUCUAUGAAUUCAAGUUUUGCAUGCCUUGUUCUUAUUAUUUCAUCAGCCUACAUGACCUCAGUCCGACAUGACCCCUGCCCCCAGCCUACAGGGUCCCCACCCCAAUGGCCCCCACCCACCCCCACGUGACCCACACCCCUGCAUGACAUGACGGUCAGCACAAAAGGUGCUCCCUCUCUUAUUGAUUCCGCUCUCCCGUUCUCUCCAGGUGCAUUUCCCCUCAAUGACCGUGCUGCCCAACUUCCCUGAACAGCAUGACCACGACAUGAAGAACCUGCUGAGCAUGGACUUUUCACCCUCUAGUGGAUACCUGGCCCUCGGGAACAAUAAAGGGAGAUGUCUGCUGUAUAGGUGAGUUUUAAAGGCACAAUCAUUAGGACACUGUAUUGUUACGUUACGUAAACAGUGCAAACUCUUAAAGUUUAAAAAUGGAGGGGGGGGGAGGGGGCUAUUUUGAAGAUGGAACAAACUGAAAGAUUUCAUGACUUCUUCAGCAGAGAAAUAAAAAGAAGAACUUCCUCGAGCACAAGAUCCAGUCAUCCCAUGUCAUCAGUUUUUUUUUCUGAAUUAUAUGUUAUCUGCCGACCUAUGCAAGAACGAGGGGAAUAAUUCAUCUAAUGGUCGGAGAAACACCAGAGUAAUUUGUGACAGUUUAGGGGGGAGAUGAAUUUUCUAAAUCUGUCGCUCCUGACUUUUGAGGAAAAGAAUCUCACCGGCCCUGUUCUUAGGUAGCUUGGUGUAAUCUGAGCAGUGUCCCUCAAAUGUGUUGAUAUUUUUGCAUUGGUGCCGACCACGUCUUCUUAAAGUGUUUCAUCCAGUCCUGUUUAAGUAUGACAGUAACUUUCCAAGGACUAGGAAAUCCUGUUACAGGAUUCAUAUAGAAAAAUGGGAUGUGGGAAUACAUUAUGACAUCAUUGGGCUGUAAAGGAAACAGCAGCAACCUGAAGAGUGGUGUCUCAGCUUUACACAUUAAUGGAUGUCAAGAGCUGAACGCCCCACAUCGCCUGGUCAGAAUUUGUCUUCACCAGUGAUUCUUAAUUUAAGCCACACGGAGCCAUUGAAAUGUCUGAAAUUUUGUGUUAAAAUUGGGGGGGUGGGGGGGGGUUGAUUGACUGUUAUAUUUUUAGAAAUACUCUCACAUAUUUGUACACCUGAUGGCUAAUUCCCAAUGCUCUGCAUGAUAAUUUAAGCCACACGGAGCCAUUGAAAUGUCUGAAAUUUUGUGUUAAAAUUGGGGGGGGGGGGGGUUGAUUGACUGUUAUAUUUUUAGAAAUACUCUCAAAUAUUUGUACACCUGAUGGCUAAUUCCCCAUGCUCUGCAUGACAGUUACCAAACUAUGUGAAAAUCACAGAGAAGUUUGCAUGUUUAAAGUGUAGAAAAAUUCAUUGACAUACGUCAUAUUCUUUUCUCUCGCAGGCUGCAGCAUUAUACCAAGUAUUAAAUGUUUUGACAGUGGACUUUGGGGGCAUUCAACGCAUACAAAAGGGCGAUUCCAGGAUCUGUAAAUAAAAGGACUGAACUAUUUAUGAGGUG
Molecule: messenger RNA, 13517 nt
Organism: Lymnaea stagnalis (great pond snail)
Lineage: Eukaryota; Metazoa; Mollusca; Gastropoda; Lymnaeidae
Source: the annotation of a GenBank genome assembly